AAUGUUGCCAGCUGCCGCUCCAGCAUUUCCCUCAAGUCACUUGGUUGACGGUUGGCUGCUGGUUAGUUAGUCAGCCCCUAGGCUAGUGAUAAUGUCAUCUAUUUUCUAGAGAUUUAUUCGAUAAAUAUCCACUUAAGCAUACGGUUGCUUGUUGCUGCUUCUCCUUACAUCGUGUUUUUAUGUGUGAAAGAAAUUUAAAGAAUAAUUAAAUUAAAAAUUUACGUAAAAACAUAAAUAAUGAAAAUAACACAAUAUCCUUGGAACGUGAGAUGAUUUGAAUUGUUUUAUUCCUCCUCCUCCGUCGCCUUACUCCCGGAUCUGUUUAUGAAAAUCCCUCGACUGGCUAGUUGUCGGCACUACAAUGUUAGACAGAUACAUGAAUUUCUUCUUCUCAUUUGGAUUUGGUGUCAUACUUAUGUGGUUAACCGAAUCAUCAGAAGCACAUGUAAAUUAUACCGCCAAGCCGAGAGUUGUUUUGCCUCCCAAUUAUGUCAAGGAAAUACGGCCGCCUUCGAAAAAAGGAUCUCCAGUUAUAGUAGAUUUUAGUAUUUUUGUUGUAGAUAUAAACUCAAUUAAUGUAGAGGAUAUGGACUUUCGAGUAGAUAUGUUUAUACACCAACGAUGGCUAGAAUCAAGACUAGAAAUAUCCGAUGAUAUUUUUGAGGAAGGAGAUGAUUAUGUCACCCUAUUACCGGAAUUUUUCGAUAAUCUCUGGCAACCGGAUCCAUAUUUUCUCAAUUCAAAAAUAGCAGGAUUGGGAAGUCCCUACAUUGAGCAAACUUCUCUGAUACGCCAUAAAACCGAGAAAGAGAAGAAAAAUUUUCAUCUAAAGAAGACUUUAAAAAUUGCCACAUUAACCCACAAAUUUACUUCGGUGACUUUGUACAAAAAUAAGACGGUACGUUAUGCAGCACGAAUGCAUGCCAUCAUAGCCUGUCAAAUGGAAUUUCAAUUAUAUCCCAUGGACAUACAAGUCUGUCCCAUUUACAUAGAAAGUUUCUCUUCAAAUAAUCAAAAAGUAAAAUUACGCUGGUCCGAUUCUGGUGUCACCCUAAAUCCUGAACUUAAGUUACUGCAAUACAAUUUAGGUCAACCGCUGGAAUUGGAAGAAAGUGAUGGUUAUAUGCCCGAGAAGGUUGGCAACUUUUCACGCCUCACCGUCUACUUUCGUUUCGAACGACAAAUAGGCCAUCAUUUGAUCCAGACAUUUGCACCAUCGUCACUGGUCGUAAUGUUGUCAUGGUUUAGUUUUUGGUUGGGUUUAGAUGCCAUACCGGGGAGAGUAACGCUCUUGGUUACUUGCAUGCUCACCUUGGUGACAAUGUUUACUGGCCUGCGAGCAGAUAUACCACCAGUGGCUUAUGUCAAGGCUUUAGAUUUAUGGAUGGCCGGUUGUAUGGUAUCCGUAUUUGCAGCCCUGGCUGAGUUUGUUGUUGUUAAAGUUUUGGAUGUCCAAUAUCAAUAUCAAGUUAAUAAGGUGCCGAAAACAUUACCCAUGCGUCUAAGCAACAUGGAAAAAGGUCAAUGUGCAACCGUAGCUAGUUGGGAAGGUGGGGCUGUACGGUCACGCAAGGCUACACAAACGCCAACUACACCGGGCCAGACUUCAUUACAGGGCAACGGUGGGCCACCAAAACCGGCCAGACGUCAAAGUCUACUCUCGGUAGCCUGGACCGAUGACACAACGGGCGUGGAAAAAAUUAUGUGGCGUGAAAUUGACAAAGUUUCUCGGGCCGUCUUUCCAAUAUUAUUUUUUGUUUUCGUACUUUUGUACUGGCCCAUUUUGCUGAUGAAAUCAUCUUAGGACAUGGGGAGUUCCAGGGAACAACUCUCUGGACUCCGUUGAUUACUUUUUUUUUUCUUUGGAAUUUGAAUGCAAAAACGCAGCAAGCCUAAAACCUAAGCAAAACGAAUACUUAGAAAAAGCAAAACAAAAAAAAAAAACAAAACAAAGAAAAACAACAAUAACGUAAUUAAGUCAAGAGCCUAGUUUAAGCAAAAUAGUUGUUUUUAUAUACGAAUAUAGAGCAAAUAUUGUUUUCGAAUUUCUGUUUUUAUAUAUAUACAUAUGUAUGAAUUUGUUAAAAAAACAUAGAACACAUUUUUGUAUUAUUUUUUUUUUUUGUAUGAAAAAGGAAAAAAUAUUGUGAAAUGUUUUUUAAUUUAUAAAUGUGUGUGCUAGGGGAAUUGAAACUGUAAUGGUGAGGGUACAUAAACAGCUUGAAGUCUUCGCAUGGCAUAUUUUGUGACAUAUCAUAAAGGGAUUCCAGAGCCGGACUGAAAUCCUGCCGUCGUUGUCCGUUAUAAUUUGGCAUUAACAUGCCUAGCUGUUUAUGUACCCUCAACUCAACUCUGUUUAAAAUAAUGUCAAUAAUUUGAACCUGAAAGCGAUUUCUUGGAUUAUUGGGCGCCAUUUUUUUAAAUAUUGAAUUUCAAAUGUUUGUAAAUACCGAUUUUGUUGAAAUAUAAAGAAUGUGAUCCCAAACACUGUUUAGGUGUAUACUUUAAACCAAAUUUCCAAAACAAUUGGGUGCCAAUACAAUACUUUUCUAGUUAUAAAUCUCUUCUCCUUGGAAAUUUAUUGAUGUUUUUACAAAUGAAAAUCUAAUCUAAUAAUGUAAGACCGGACUGUUGGGCGCCACUUUGCUAAACAUUUACACGAAUGUAUGCCAUUUAUAUAUUUUUUCAUACCAUGUUGACCGUUGGGCGCCAUUUUUCAACCAACCUCUGACAUUGCUGUAACGUAAACAGUGUGGAACAAGCUAUACUGGCCGUUGGACACCAUUGUUUCAUUCCGCUCAUAAUAUUUUUUUCUUACUUUUACGACCCCCCGUUGAUAUAUUAGUCAUGCCAUGUUAACUGUUGGGCGCCAUUUUUCAACCAACCUCAGAUAUAGCAAUAAUAUAAACAAGUGUGAUCCAAGCUAUACUAGCCGUUGGAAGCUAUUUCAGUUCUAUUCUAGGUGAACAUCUAUCAUUUCCUUGGACAUUUAUUGAUUUUUUACAUCUGAAAAUCCAAUCUAGUAAUACAAUCGCGGUCUGUUGGGCGCCACUUUGCUAACCAUUUACGCCAAUUUAUACCAUUUAUAUAUUAUUCAUAACAUGUUGACCGUUGGGCGCCAAUUUUUAACCAAUCUCUGAUAUUUCUGUAAUAUGAACAGUGUGAUCCAGGCUAAGCUGGCCGCUGGGCGCCAUUGUUACAUUCCGCUCAUAACAUUUUUUUACUUUACGCCCUCCUGUUGAUAUAUUAUUCAUACCAUCUUGACCGUUGGGCGCCAUUUUUCAGCCAAACUCUGAUAUUCCUAUAAUAUAUACAGUGUGAUACUGGCCGUUGAAAGACAAUUCAGUUCUAUUCUAGAUGAAUAUCUAUCAUCUCCUAGGAAUUUUAUUGAUUUUUUACAACUUAAAAUAUUAUCUAGUGCCGCACUGUUGGGCGCCACUUUGCUAACCAUUUACGCCAAUGUAUACCAUUUAUAUAUUAUUCAUACCAUGUUGAUCGUUGGACGCCAUUUUACAAUCAACCUCUACUAUUGCUGUAAUAUAAACAGUUUGAUCCAAGCUAUAAUGGCCGUUGGGCACCAUUGUUAUAUUCCGUUCAUAACAUGUUUUUUCUUACUUUUAUGCCCUCCUGUUGAUAUAUUAGUCAUAUCAUGUUAACUGUUGGGCGCCAUUUUUCAACCAACCUCUGAUAUUUUUGUAAUGUAAACAGUGUGGUCCAAGAUAUACUGGCCGUUGGAAGCCAAUUCAGUUCUAUUCUAGGUGAACGUCUAUCAUCUCCUUGGAAAUUUAUUGAUUUUUUACAACUGAAAAUCUCUUCUUGUAAUACAAUCGCAGACUGUUGGGCGCCACUUCGCUAACCAUUUACGCCAAUUUAUACCAUUUAUAUAUUAUUCAUAACAUGUUGACCGUUGGGCGCCAUUUUCACUCAACUUUUGAUAUUGAUAUGAUAUAAACAGUGUGAUCCAAGCUAUACUGGCCGUUGGGCGCCAUUGUUACAUUCCGCUCGUAACUUUUUUAUAGAUAAUUUUGGCCCCUUUUGCAGUGCUACCACAGUCUUACGCUUUGAUUGUUGAAUCCCAUUUUCCAACCAACCUCGGAUAUUAUACCGUUUAUAUAUUAUUCAUACCAUGUUGAUCGUUGGGCGCCAUUUUUAACCAAUCUCUGAUAUUGUUGUAAUAUAAACAGUGUGAAACAAGAUAUACUGGCUGUUGGACGCCGUUGUUACAUUCCGAUCGUAACAUUUUUAUAGAUAAUUUCGGCGCUUUUGCCGUACUACCACAGCCCUACGCUUUGACCGUUGGGCGCCAUUUUUCAACCAACAUCUGAUAUAUCUAUAAUGUAUACAGUGUUAUACAAUUUAUGCUGUUCUGUAUACUACUGUAUACUGUAUACAAUUUAUACUGUCCAUUGUUACAUUCCGCUCAUAACAUUUUUAUAGAUAAUAUCGGCGCUUUUGCAGUGCUACCACUGUCCUACACUUAAUAAUCUUUGACGCAAUUUUAACGCAUUUUACUCAACAUAUUAUCUUAAUUUGUUAAUAACCGCGACGAAGAUUAUUAUUUAGGCGAUUUAAUAAAGAUUAAGGGGAUUUAAUGCUGGAUAAAUUGAGCAUCUGAACAAAUUGGGCGCCAUUUUCACACAAAAAUUACUUUUUGAACAAUAUGGAUUGUAUUGUAAUGACAGAUACAUUUUUUUCCCAGUUUUCUUGCAAACAAUGUUCAUUUUUUUUUUUAAAUAUUGCAGAGAACAGUACAGCGUGCCAACUAUUUCGGGAAAUGUCGGGAAGUCUUACAGGCCUUGUUUUAUGAUGCCCUAAAUAUUUAUUCGAAGCCAAUAACUCUAGAGUCCUAAUGAUUGAGCUACCAAUGAAGGUGUGCACAUUAAACCAGUAAAUAUUUUUGUUUUAAGAUCACAUUUAUCAAAAGAUCAAUAUUUGUUCCUCACAAUUGCAUGGUGAGCAGCAAUCGUUGGGCGCCAUUUUCUCCAAAUAAUAUAUUUCAGAAGAAAUAAAAACUUAUCCUAUCAUUGUUUACAUUGUUGUUGUUGUUGUAGCAGUAGUACAUGUAUGUGUUUGCGUUCUGCUAAUCUGGUUCCAGCUCCAGGCUUAGAAAUUCGGCUACUUUAACGGGCUGUAGCCAGAGAUCUUCUGGAGUGAGUUGGGUAGGUUUGGCUGAGCAAUUAAAAAAAUCCCACGGCAGCGGGUUCUACGAUACCGGAUUGACCCGAAACAACAAAAUUCCAGUUUCGGCCAGCGGCUGCCAACCCAGUAUGUACAUGUUUGUGUUUGUUUACAUUGUGAAUUUGUUGGGCGCCAUUGUCUCCUAAAAUCAUAUUUUCUACAAACAUAACAUUCAGAGGAUUUCUUCGUCAUAUCAUUAUUAUUUGUUGGGCGCCAUUUUUUUCCCCAAAAACAGCAAAAGACAAAUUUUCGGCCAAAGAAAAUGCUACAUUAAUUCAGGGAGAAGAAACCUGAUCAGUUGGCGAUACUGAUUUGGACAGCGUGCAAAUUGUUUCAGAAAAUGUCCCCCAAAUGCACAAAUGACUUAUUAAAUCCAAGCCAAUAACUCUAGAGUCCUAAUGAUUGAGCUACCAAUGAUUGUGAGCAAAUUACACCGGUCAAUAUUUUUUUUUUUUUAAGACCGACUUUUUCAAAAGAUCAAUAUUUGUUCCUCACAAUUGCACUGUGAGUAGCAAUCGUUGGGCGCCAUUUUCUUCCUAAAAAUAUAUUUCUGCAAACAUUGCUUUCAGAAGUUAUUAAAACAUGUCCUAUCAUUGUUUACAUUGUGAAUUUGUUGGGCGCCAUUCUCUCCUUAAAUCAUAUUUUCUACAAACCUACCAAUCAGAGGAUUACUAUAUCAUAUCAUUAUUAUUUGUGGGGCCCCAUUUUUUCCACAAAUAGACAAAGACGAAUUUUCGGUCAAAGAAAAUGCUACAUCCAUGGUAGAAUCAAUAAGGUAAAGUCAUGCAAUCAUAUGUUUACAAUUUUUUUUUCCAAAAAUUAUCCCUUUGACAACAUCUCAUUGUCAAAAUAUAUAUUUAUAAAUCUAAUGUAAAUACACAAACCAGAGAUGAGACCCUUCAUUUUAUGUGGUAAAAUUUUACAAGGUAAAUUACAAUAAAUGCAGAGAAGGGUAUACUUAUUUGAAAUGACUACCUUCUUAAUUGUACCAUGGCUACGUCAAUUUGGGAAAAAGAAAAAUGAUCAGUUGGCAAUACUUAUUUCGAACGUUUUUAUUAGUAAUGGGAGAAAAAGCCCCCAUAAUUUAUUAAUACCUUAAAGCUUUUUUGAUAAACUAGUUAAAUAAAACAAAUUGGUGCUUCUAAAAAAAUUAUAAAAAUAUAAAUAAUUAAAUUAUUAUAGAAAAAUUAUAUAUUUUUGUAUUGACAAUGAGACGCACAUAACCUCGUUUUUCUACAUCACUAGCAUAUGUAAUACUCGAGCACGCAUUUACCAAAAAAAAAAGAAGAAAACACCUGAAACUAUAUUCUGCUAAAACUAAUCAAGCCAAUCUACGAAAAAAAAACAUGUCAUAAUAAAAUAAUAAAUUAAACAAAGCAACUUCUAGCCUCUCUAUCCCUCUGUCGUUUAUAUGAAAUUAAUCUGUUUUAAUGUAAACGCAUUUUAGUAAUGAAUAAAUAAAACGCCAUUAGGGAGUUUCACAUGCAGCAGGUUUUCUUGGGUAAAGCUAGCAGACCAUACAACAAAUUAUCGUCAACAAACAUUUCAUCAUUACUAAAUUUGCUAUGUGGCAGGAUGCUUUACGCAAACUUAUUGUAUGUGAAAUUUACGCUACUCAGAAACGCAAUAAAGCCUAUUGUAUCAAACCAAAAAAAUAUAUAGUUAGUUUAUAAAAAAUAGCCAUAUUUUAUGCUAACGAAUGUCUUUUAUUGUUUUUAUAUACAUCGUUUUUUUAUAUGUUAAUAAGUGAUUCUUUUUUUAAUACGAACCAUUUUUUUUUGAGAAAUAAUAAUAAAAAACAACUGCUUUUGUUGCUUGUUUUAAACAAACAUACAUACCUAUACUAUAAAUAUUAGUGUAAAUAAAAAAAUUACAAAGAAAAAGAAAAAUGAUAUAUACAAAAUAAAAAAUCGAUUUUAAAAAUCAAAAUAA
This is a messenger RNA of Musca domestica (house fly), 7110 nucleotides long. RefSeq names its product glycine receptor subunit alpha-2 (gene alka). NCBI's taxonomy places the organism in Eukaryota, Metazoa, Arthropoda, Insecta, Diptera, Muscidae. The record is from RefSeq and is a predicted model, not a curated record. The transcript has 11 exons. Gene Ontology annotation, cellular component: synapse; neuron projection; membrane. Gene Ontology annotation, biological process: regulation of membrane potential; chemical synaptic transmission; signal transduction. Gene Ontology annotation, molecular function: chloride channel activity; transmembrane signaling receptor activity; neurotransmitter receptor activity. Bases 362 to 1804 code for a protein of 480 amino acids.